AUGAAAUUCAUUCUGAAGCACGGGAAAAGCGAGCGGGACAUAAAGAACCUACGGCAGGAGAUUGAGAUUCUCCGGAAGCUGAAGCACGAGAACAUAAUCGAGAUGCUCGACGCCUUCGAGACCCCGCAGGAAUUCUGCGUCGUCACCGAGUUCGCGCAGGGCGAGCUGUUCGAGAUCCUGCAGAACGACCAGGCGCUUCCCGAGGCCGAAGUGCAAGUCAUCGCCAAGCAACUGGUGCGCGCGCUGUACUACCUGCACUCGAACCGCAUCAUCCACCGCGACAUGAAGCCGCAGAACAUCCUGGUGGGGGCGGGCGGCAUCAUCAAGCUCUGCGACUUUGGCUUCGCGCGCGCCAUGUCGUGCAACACCAUGGUGCUCACAUCCAUCAAAGGUGCGCCAUGUCGUGCAACACCAUGGUGCUCACAUCCAUCAAAGGUGCGCCAUGUCGUGCAACACCAUGGUGCUCACAUCCAUCAAAGGAUUCUCCAUCGCACCCUCCUCCUCACCCUCUAUCAAUCCGAGCAGGCACGCGGCUAUACAUGGCGCCAGAGAUGGUGCAGGAGCUUGUACGGUCGUCCUCCUUCAAGUGUCCAUCCUCUCCCUUCUUCUCCCCUCCUCUACUCCCGUGCAGGCACGCCGCUGUACAUGGCGCCGGAGCUAGUGCAGGAGCAGCCGUACAACCACACGGUGGACCUGUGGUCGCUGGGCGUCAUCCUGUACGAGCUCUACGUGGGGCAGCCGCCCUUCUACACCAACUCCAUCUACACGCUCAUCAACCACAUCAUCAAGGCAAGCGCAUUCUUACCCACACGCCUGCUGCACCACAUGCCACUCUUCCUUCAACUCCCCUCUAUUCCCCUUCCCUUCACUCCCUUCACCUCCCCUUUACUUUCCCCCUCUCCCUUCCGCUUUCACCCCACCAGCGACGCCAUAGCAGCAGCAGCGAGCGCACUGCACUCCCUGGCAUCCCUCGUCACCGACCGCCACCCCUCCGACCCUCCUCUGGACGUGCGCUGCCUGCACUACGACGUGCUCCCCGCCGUCCUAUCCCUGCUCGACACGUGUCUCGCGGACAGAUCCUCCCGCCUGCAGCCUCUGCUGUGCCCCGCGCUGGCCCUGCUCCGCUGCGCCUUCGCCCUCAGAGCGUCCCUUGCUGGCAGCCAGGCAGGGAAGGACAAGGAGAAGGAGAGGCAGGGGAAGGGGAAGAAGGGCGAGGAGGGGGAGUGGGAUCGGGAGACGGAGGGAGCGUUUUUGGAGAAUGCUCUGGCGUUUAUCAAGAAAUACCCCAAGGUGGUGGAAGGGCCAGCGCAGCAGUCAGGAGAGGCAUGCCACCUCGCCACGGCCUCCCUCACCCUCCUCCUCGCCGCCUCCUCUGCCGCCGUCCGCGCAGCCUGCCUCCCCGGCGCCUCUCCCCCCGCCCCUUCCGCCACUGCGCCCCCGUCGACUGGCUCACAGCGGCAGCAGAAGGCAGGGGGAAGCACUCGGGACAGGAGCACAAGGGGCACACAGGGAGCAGCAGCAGGGGGAGGGGGUACAGGGGGACGGGGAGGUGCAGCAGCAGGGGCGGGCAGUGUGAGCUACGUGGAUACAGAGAUACUGUCGUGCGCACAGGCAGUGGCAGUGACGGAACAUAUGGCCCGCUGCAUCGCUCUUGCAGGGAAGGGGCUUGCCCUCGCUGCGCAAGAGCAGGAGAGGAAGGGUGGAAGAGGAGGCACUGCUGCCCGGGGUGCCGGCCGGGCAGCUGAAAAGAUUGAUGCAGAGGAGGCAGGGGAGUGGCAGCAGGCGAGUCUGCAGGCGCUGCUGGGAAUCUGGGCAGCAGUGGAAGGAAUGGAGGCAGCGAGUGGGGAGUGGAGCAGCGGGGACAGGAAAGGCUUCCCGUUAGCAGUUAUGCUGGGGGCUGCACCAGGGUGGGAGGGCGUGGAAGGUAUAGGGAAGAAGGGAGGGAAGCUGCGGAGGACUCUUGGGGAGAAGCUUGAGAAGGGGAGGUUUGUGGGCGAGAGGUUGUUGCGGCGAGUCGUGGAGUCCUCUCACUCUCCGUCUCCCGCUGCUCCCGAGGACGCCUUGCAAUGCAGCGUCCGGGCGGCGUUGGCUUGUCUGGUAGUGGCGGCUGUGGCGGAGGGGUUGGGGUUGAGGGGCCUGCAGGGCGGCAAGUGGGUGCUGACGUCAGACUCUCAAGUGCAGGAGGUCAGGCUGGCUGUCCUAGGGCGGCUGGCAGGGGACGGCGGAUUAGGGGAAGGUGCAUCUGCAGCAGCAGCAGCGCUGGCCAUGGCAGUGAUCAUGGAGCUGGAGCUCGCACAGUCAGGCGAGCGCCGAGGCUCCUUCGGAGGCGGGUCUUGGGGCGGCGGCAGAGCCUCGUUUGGCGGCACCCCUGGCAGCAGCAGCAGCCCAGCAGAUGCACCUGACUCGUCUAAUAUCUCCGACCUUGUGCUGAAAUACCUCCCGCCCCUCGCUCUGCUGUCCGCUAAGCUGCGCGUUGCUCACGCGCCGGGGUAUUCCAAGGCGAUGGAGGGGUUCGGGGCGUGUAAUGGCGGGUGGGGGGAGCUGUGGGGGGGCGCGGGAAGGGUGCUGGGGCGGUGGCACGGGGUGCGGGACGGGUAUGUGGGCAUGCUCACUGUCUCCCUGCGCCUGGGGGGCCCUCAGGCCGUAGAGAAAGCUCUGGGAGAUGGAUUGCUGAUAUCUAUGAUGAGUGUGCUGGGAGGGGGUGUGGGUGCGGGGAAAGGAGGGAGCGGAGGGGGGAGGGGCGGAGCUGGAGAGGCGGUUGAGGGGGAGAGGGCGGCGUGGGCGGCGGGGGAGAGGGGGUGUGCGCCCCCGGACCAUGUGGGGCUGUCCCCCACGGGCGUCAUGUGGCUGCUGGCGGGGCUCUACAUGUGCCUGCCUGCCGGUGGUUACCGCGACGCCCUCAUCGGUCCCGACCCCAUCGACAUCCUCCUGAAGCUUUUUGGAACCUUCCACCUGGCGCACCUGCAGGCGUGGGACAACUGCCAGGGGGGGCCGUGGGGGGAGAUGCAGCUCGCGCUGGGGGGGGGAGGCGCGGAGGGGUCUGGGGGAGGCGGGGGAGGUGGGAGAGGGGGAGGGGGGGCGGAAGCUGGGCAGAUGUGGGGGGAAACAGGGUGGGUGAUGGAGGGGAGCUUGGAGGGAGUAGCGCAGCCAGUAUCACUGGAUAUGGUGGUGGAGCUAGUGUGUGGCGUGGUAGACGUGCUCCUCUUCCCCUUCCACGCAGUUGUUGCAGGGGAUGCCAUUGGGGGGACGACCAGUGCAGGCGGCACCACCAGUGCUGCCCCCGCUGCUUCGGCAGUUAGCGGCGCGGCGGGUGGCAGCAGCGGCAGGUCGGGCGGCAGUGGGGGGGAGAUGGAUGAGCUGUCACGGGCGCUGCUGGCGCUGCAGCCGCAGUACCUGCAGAUGCUGCAGGAGUCGUCAGCCAUCCCAGUGCUGCUGGCAUCACUGGCAGUGCUACAGGGUCCAGCGCUAAUCGGCCCCAUCAACCUGCUCUCACGCAUCGCACACCACUCGCCAGCAGCAGCGGCGCUGCUGGUGAGGCACGGAGGGCUGGACCCGGCGCUCAUGGGGAAGCUGUUCGGCAUGGAGGAGCCGGAGGAGGGUGAAGGAGAGGGGGGAGAUGGUGAGGAGGGGCAGGGGUACGUGAUGGAGGUGGUCAUGGACGUACUGCUCAUCGUCUCCCACCUCUCAAGGCUCUCUGAGACUCCUGUUCCACAUCUCAUGAUCUCCACCUCUCACUUUCUUCACCUUGUUCGCCCCCAUGCCCUCCCUCUCUUACAGGACUACUACGAGCCCAUAGCCACGGCGGACAUCUACGGUGCACUGGAGGUGUUCCUUGCGCACCCCGAUGCUGGAGUGCGCUCCAAGGCGUGCAACGCCGUGGGCAACAUGUGCCGCCACUCCGCCUACUUCUACCCCAUCAUGGUGGACUCGGGGAUUCUCUCGCGCCUCAUAGAGUGCUGUGCAGACCACGACCGGAACACACGCAAGUUCGCCUGCUUUGCGAUUGGCAAUGCAGCAUACCACAACAGUUCGUUGUACGCCGCCCUGAGACCAGUCAUCCCGCACCUAGCAGUCCUGCUAGCAGCCGAGAGUGGGCAGCCCAGCAUCAGCGACGACAAGAUCAAGGCCAACGCUGCAGGCGCGCUGGGCAACAUGGUGCGCAACUCAGGGGAGCUGUGCCACGACCUCAUCUCCCAGGGGGCGCUGCAGGCCUUGGUGGACUUGGUUGUGACUGGAACAAGUCAACAACCAACUCCGCGUAGAGAGGGGGGAGGGGAGUCGCAGUCACCAGUUAAGAUUGCGUUGUUCUCCCUUGGCAACAUGUGCUCUCAUUCGGCGUGCCGGGAGUAUCUCCGGUCGAUAGAUAUCUUCCGCAUUCUACAUCGGCUAAAGCGAUCAGGAGACAUGACCAUAGUGAAGUACGCCACCCGCAUUCUCAGCAAGUUCCCUGAAAUGCGAGCACACUAA
Molecule: messenger RNA, 4467 nt
Organism: Closterium sp. Yama58-4
Lineage: Eukaryota; Viridiplantae; Streptophyta; Zygnematophyceae; Desmidiales; Closteriaceae
Source: the annotation of a GenBank genome assembly